This is a messenger RNA of Gorilla gorilla gorilla (western lowland gorilla), 1524 nucleotides long. RefSeq names its product cholinergic receptor nicotinic epsilon subunit (gene CHRNE). NCBI's taxonomy places the organism in Eukaryota, Metazoa, Chordata, Mammalia, Primates, Hominidae. The record is from RefSeq and is a predicted model, not a curated record. The transcript has 6 exons. Gene Ontology annotation, cellular component: membrane. Gene Ontology annotation, biological process: monoatomic ion transport. Bases 263 to 811 code for a protein of 182 amino acids.
CCCAGGGGAGACUGACGUCAUCUACUCGCUCAUCAUCCGCCGGAAGCCGCUCUUCUACGUCAUUAACAUCAUCGCGCCCUGUGUGCUCAUCUCGGGCCUGGUGCUGCUCGCCUACUUCCUGCCGGCGCAGGCCGGCGGCCAGAAAUGCACGGUCUCCAUCAACGUCCUGCUCGCCCAGACCGUCUUCUUGUUCCUCAUUGCCCAGAAAAUCCCAGAGACGUCUCUGAGCGUGCCGCUCCUGGGCAGGUUCCUUAUUUUCGUCAUGGUGGUCGCCACGCUCAUUGUCAUGAAUUGCGUCAUCGUGCUCAACGUGUCCCUGCGGACGCCCACCACCCACGCCAUGUCCCCGCGGCUGCGCCACGUUCUCCUGGAGCUGCUGCCGCGCCUCCUGGGCUCCCCGCCGCCCCCCGAGGCCCCCCGGGCCGCCUCGCCCCCAAGGCGGGCGUCGUCGGUGGGCUUAUUGCUCCGCGCGGAGGAGCUGAUACUGAAAAAGCCACGGAGCGAGCUCGUGUUUGAGGGGCAGAGGCACCGGCACGGGACCUGGACGGCUGCCUUCUGCCAGAGCCUGGGCGCCGCCGCCCCCGAGGUCCGCUGCUGUGUGGAUGCCGUGAACUUCGUGGCCGAGAGCACGAGAGAUCAGGAGGCCACCGGCGAGGAAGUGUCCGACUGGGUGCGCAUGGGGAAUGCCCUUGACAACAUCUGCUUCUGGGCCGCUCUGGUGCUCUUCAGCGUGGGCUCCAGCCUCAUCUUCCUCGGGGCCUACUUCAACCGAGUGCCUGAUCUCCCCUACCCGCCGUGUAUCCAGCCUUAGCGUGCACCGACUUCAAUUUCCCACCCAUCUCCAGUGGGAAAUUGAUUUAGAAAAAGUAGGCUGCCGCCACCACGGCAUUAUGAUCCCUUCCCCCUGCUGAUCAAUCUGCAGUUUGUGAACUUCACAAGAAUGGUGUGUGCCCGCUCCUUGGCGUGUGUAGGCCUGGCCGCAGUCCAGGGGUCAGCAGGAGGAAACGGUUCACAUAGGCUCUCAGGUGCCGGUCUUCCAGAAAGCAAGGACUGCCCUUCAUUCAGCCUUGCUGACCUCCCAGCCUUUUUCAGGCUCAGCCCCACGGGACUCUGGUGGCUGCCAGCUUGUGAGCUAUCUAUCUAUAUUCAUCUCAUAGCCAAACAGAAGACCCCUUUUCAGGACUUGCACACAGGGAGGCUGUAGCCAGGAAACCCUCUUCUUCCCUGGUCUGGCUCUGCUGGAGCGGGUGGGAACCAAACACCUUCAGUGCUGGUGGCCCUCAGGCCCAAAGGUUUAAGGCUGAGGCUGCCCUGACCCUUCCACAGUCAUUUCUUCUAGGUUUUCUUGGCCCAGCACUGCCCAUCCCACCCCAUGAGGCUCACUCAUUGCAGAUCCCAGCCCACCCUGCCCCUUUCUUCCCCACCCCACCCUGCCCCUUUCUUCCCCACCCUACCCUACCCUACCCUGCCCCUUUCUUCCCCACCCUACCCUACCCUGCCCCUUUCUUCCCCACCCUACCCUAC